Molecule: messenger RNA, 1692 nt
Organism: Capsicum annuum
Lineage: Eukaryota; Viridiplantae; Streptophyta; Magnoliopsida; Solanales; Solanaceae
Product: beta-adaptin-like protein C
Exons: 2
Coding region: 126-614 (162 amino acids)
Source: RefSeq, a predicted model, not a curated record
UUGUCAGAAAAGUUGUCCAAGCUAUUAGCCGUUGUGCCAUCAAAUUAGAGAGGGUUGAGGGGUCCUACUUGAAUUGAUUAAGAUAAAAGUAAAUUAUCUUACGUUCCCUGAACUAGGCAAAGAAUAUGAAUAUGCUUCUUUUAGGUGCUAAAUUGACUUGCCAAGUUCACGGGGGUAAACUUGAUCCUACUCUUCUGGACGAACUUUUUUCCAAUAUUGCCACUUUAUCCUUUGUCUAUAAUAAGCCUCCAAAAGAAUUUAUCACUCGUGUGAAAACUACUCAUAAAAUUGAGGAAGAAGAGUAUGUCGAUGCAGGUGAACAAGGUUAUCCUGAUUCUCCUGCUCCUAUAGCAGAAAAUGAUGUGUUAUCACCAGCUAGUACAGCUAAUGCUCGGCAUCCUGCAACAAGGCAACCAGCUACACCUGCAGCUCUUGCAUUUCCUGAUUUACUUAACCUUCGCUUGGAUAAUAGCAAUUGUGCUAUUGUGUCAACUGAUCAGCAUGCAACCCCUGCUGACCCUCCUUUACCCGCCGUAUUGCUAGCCUCUAGUGGGCAAGGUUUACAAAUUAGUGCCCAACUGGUGCAGAGAGACGGACAGGGAAUUGCUUUAUGAAGAGCAGCGUUAUGUCACAUAAAAUGCUUUCAGAAGAGGAAAUGAUGUCGCUGUUGCAUUUGCUGCCCAAGGUAAAGGUAUGAGUAGGGAUAUGAAUAGAACUCAAUGCUACAAUUGCAAGGAAUAUGGCCAUAUUACUAGAAAUUAUGGCAAGAAGUUCUGUAAUUAUUGUAAACAACAAGGACACAUUAUCAAAGAGUGUCCCACACGCCCUCAGAAUCAUAAGGUAAAUUAUUUUCAUGCAUCAAUAAAUGGUUCCACUCUUGAGAACUCAUCUUUAGGACCUUCAGGACAAGUUCUUACUCCUAAAAUGGUACAACAAAUGAUCGUAUAAGCCUUUUCAACAUUGGGAUUACAAGGUAUUGAUGUUAAAUCUAAUUUUUGGAUAGUUGAUUCUGGUGCUUCCAAUCAUAUGACCAACACAACAAGCAUGCUAAAAAAUGUGCUUAAGUAUCAAGGUUCAUCAUAAAUACAGGUUGCUAAUGGUAGUAAUUUACCCAUUACAAGGUUAGGGACAUUGCUCCAACUUUCAAGAAUGUUUAUAUUUCACCAAAACUCUCAACUAGUCUUAUUUCAGUUGGACAAUUGGUUGGUGACAAUUGUGAUGUAAAUUUUUCUAGUAAUGGUUGUCUUGUGCAGGAUCAGGUGUCGGGGACGAUAAUCGCGAAGGGGCCUAAAGUUGGAAGAUUGUUUCCUAUACAAUUUUCCGUUCCUCCUGUUAUAUCUUUUGUUUGUACUUCUACAGCUAAUAAGACUGAGUUUUGUCUUCAGCGUCUACGAUAUCCAAAUUCUAUUGUGUUGUCUCAUUUAUCAAAUUCUGGCUUAUUAGGAAGUAAAAAUCAAUUUUCCCCUGCUUCAUUUGAUUUUUCUACUUGUAAAUUAGGCAAAAGUAAAAUUCUUCCUUUUCCUAAUUUGGGUAGUCGUGCUACAAAGUGUUUUGAUGUUGUUCAUAGUGAUGUUUGGGGUAUUUCACCUAUUGUUUCUUAUGCUCAGUUCAAGUACUUUGUGACAUUCAUAGAUGAUUAUAGUUGAUUUACGUGGGUGUAUUUUCUUCGUACCAAAUCUGAAGUAUUUUCCA